ACAUUACGUCAGCAGAGGGUUUCAUUUGCAUCGCGGAUCUGACUGAUCACGAUAUGACGAUUACUUGUUUAAAAACUAAAUACCCGGUUGGUCACAAACACUGUAGAACUGUGACAAAAACUGACUAUGACGCAGUCACGCGCGGUCUACAAAAUACUGACUGGACGACAGUGUAUCAUACUAUGGACGUCUCAAGAUUUGAAACAUGAGCGAUGGAAUCAGAUUUAGAUCAAAUAAUAAAGAGGACUCAAGGGUCUCUCGGAAAAUUUAUUAAACGUCCGCCGCUCACUGAUAAACUGCUUAAGAAACCACCAUUUAGGUUUUUGCAUGAUAUUACAACGUCGGUAUUGACAAGCACUGGAUUCUUUGCUGGACUAUUUGAUGACAAAGAGCUAAUAUCAGAGAAUGUAAAGGAUAAAGAAUCGAAAAUUUCCUUUCUUCAUAAAAUAAUUUUCGUAGUAGGGACGACUACGGGAAAAAAGCUUUCAGUUAAGCCUUCUAAGAUAGUAGCUGGACAGGAACCAGAAAAAACAAAUCUUUUAUUACAAUGUUUGGCAGAUGCACUUGAUCGGAAUCUGACUUCGGAAGAAGCAGUAAAGAAGUUUAAAGAAUCUUUGAAUAUUGAAUCAAAUGAUAAAACUAAACCUGAUGAAAAAAAUCUAGCACCAAAAAACAAAGAGAAAAGCAAACAUGACAAAAAUGUUCCAAAUAAAUUGCCCAAAAAGGAAUCUCCACCUAAGCAACCGAAGCAGAACAUCAAACAAGCAUCAAAAAUUAAAACUGACAAUUCGAAUAAUGUUAGUAAAGUUAUUAAAAAGGCUACAGAAAACAUUAACAAAAUUAAUAAACCUUUAAAAGAAAAUGUUUACAUUCAUGAUGAAGCAAACGAUCUCGAAAUACAGUCAACUGAAGCUGAUAUAAAUAAAAUUAACGAAGGUAAAUCUUUUGCAACAGACACAGAAAAUAAUAUAAUAUGUAAUGCUGAUUCUACUAUCCAACCUCACAACAUCGAAAAAGAUAUAAAUCAGAAGGAAAAUGUUGAAUUGGAAAAAAAUGAAGAGCCUAGUUCCAUAGACAAAUCAAGUGAUAUUACCACAAAUUCAUCAGACAAGGAUAAAACAUGUGACGACAAACAUGAAGUAAAAGAUAAAAGUGAUGACAAUGAAGUUUCUCAAAAAACAUUGUCUCAUGAUACUAGUCGCAAGACUGACGAUAUAAGUAUAAACAAAGUAAAUAUACGACCGUCUUCAUCUCGGCCUGGAGCUCCUAGAAUACGAGAUAAGCAAGAAAACCAUACUGCACCAAAAGAUACCGUGGUUCUUGGUAAAGUUAAUAUAAUUUCAGAAAAUACCUUGCUCGAAGAGGAAGACGAGAGUUUUCAAAUAGUAGAUACUGCUUUGGAAUUUGAUAAUUCCAAGCAGAACCUGGAAGAAGUACUUAGUGCUGAGCAUGGACAUCUCGUUCAACAAAUAUUAGAUUCACAAAAGGACUUCACAAAAUCAACCGGAUCAACAGAGAUUGAAUGGCAAUUUGGAAUUCAAAAAGCAAGGGAUGACAUAAGUAAAGACAUCGAGCUUUUACGCUUCAGCAUUCAGGCCAUAUCAAGAGUAGCAAAUCCACUGGGAAAAUUAUUGGAUCACAUACAAGAAGACGUUGAAGUUAUGCGUCAAGAACUGAUACAGUGGACAAAAGCGUAUGAAGAGACAUCAAGGGAAUUAUCGAAGCAAAAAGCUCUGAACGAGGAGUCUUUGCUUCCACUUUAUGCAAGAAUUAAGCAGUUGGAUGAAGAAAUAGCGGAAAAGCAAGAAAAGAUAAACGACGGACAAAUAAUAUUUCAUAAAAAUAAUUUUAAAAUCGAACGGCUUCUUGCCAACGGGAGCGUGCAAUAUUAGUUUUAAAUAAUGUAAAUAUGAUAUAAUAAUAAUUAUGAUUAA
This is a messenger RNA of Leptidea sinapis, 1934 nucleotides long. RefSeq names its product TRAF3-interacting protein 1 (gene IFT54). Gene Ontology annotation, biological process: regulation of microtubule cytoskeleton organization; cilium assembly; intraciliary transport. NCBI's taxonomy places the organism in Eukaryota, Metazoa, Arthropoda, Insecta, Lepidoptera, Pieridae. The transcript is spliced from 7 exons. Gene Ontology annotation, cellular component: axoneme; ciliary basal body; centrosome. The record is from RefSeq and is a predicted model, not a curated record. Gene Ontology annotation, molecular function: microtubule binding. The coding region runs from base 213 to 1892 and encodes 559 amino acids.